Sorex araneus (European shrew) is the source of this 2349-nucleotide messenger RNA. It is a transcript of the gene ARSK, whose product is annotated as arylsulfatase family member K. The transcript is spliced from 9 exons. Bases 772 to 2226 code for a protein of 484 amino acids. The record is from RefSeq and is a predicted model, not a curated record. Lineage: Eukaryota; Metazoa; Chordata; Mammalia; Eulipotyphla; Soricidae.
CCUCCUGGACGCUCCUCCCGCGCCCUCCUCCCAGACGCUCCUCCCACGUUUCCCUCCCGGCGCUUCUCCCGGACUCUCCCGCCAGCGGCGCCCCAGGAGCUGGAGUCCGUGCGGGACGAGGCCGGGGCAGCCCCGCGGGACCUGCGAGCACCUACGGCGGGGCAGGCGGCGAUGCUGCUGCAGCUGCUGUGGCUGUGGGUCGGCGCUGCAGCCGCCCUGGGCGCGGGCGGGCAGAGCGCAGGAGUCGCAGGGACCGGGCUCGAGGCGCCCAACGUGGUGCUGGUAGUGAGCGACGCUUUCGUAAGUACCGAGCGGCAGGGAAGGACCCUGUGCCCGCCUCCAGGCUCGCUGCUUCCCCGUGCGGAUUCUGGGACAGGAACUUUCUGCAGUUUUCCCAAGGAGCUUUGUCCUGCUGCAAAGGCUAGAGCAAUAGUACAGAGGGUUCGGACCCUUGCCUUGCAUUCAACUGACCCAGAUUUGAUCCCAGCAUCCCAUGUGGUUUCCUGAGCACCGCCAGGACUGAUCCCUGAGUGCAGAGCCAAGAGGAAGCCCUGAGCACUGCUAGGUGUGACUCAAAACCAAAUAAAUAAAUAAAUAAAUAAACUUUGCUGUCUGUCCCUCCCUCUUCAUUGGAACUGUUCUUGAAUGAUCAGCAACUGUCUUCAGGUGACCUGUUCUGGUGUGCAGUUGCCUUUUCUGACUUGAUUUCAGGAUGGAAGACUAACAUUUUACCCAGGAAAUCGGGUAGUGAAACUUCCUUUCAUCAACUUCAUGAAAGCACAUGGCACUUUGUUUGUGAAUGCCUACACUAACUCUCCGAUCUGUUGCCCAUCACGUGCAGCACUCUGGAGUGGUCUCUUCACACACAUCACCAAAUCUUGGAAUAAUUUUAAGGGUCUGGAUCCAAAUUAUACAACAUGGAUGGAUGUCAUGGAGAAGUAUGGCUACCGGACACAAAGAUUUGGAAAACUGGACUAUACUACAGGACAUCACUCUCUCAGUAAUCGUGUAGAAGCAUGGACAAGAGAUGUUCCAUUCUUACUAAGACAAGAAGGGAGACCUAUGAUUAAUCUUACCCCCCAAAAGACAAAAGUAAGAGUCAUGAAAAAGGACUGGAUGAAUACAGACAGAGCAGUAAAUUGGCUAAGAAAGGAAGCAAAAAAUUAUACUCAACCAUUUGUUCUGUACUUGGGGUUAAAUUUACCACACCCUUAUCCUUCACCAUCUUCAGGAGAAAAUUUUGGAUCUUCAACAUUUCGCACAUCUUCUUACUGGCUUAAAAAGGUGUCUUUUGAUGAUAUCAAAAUUCCAAAGUGGUCACCACUGUCAGAAAUGCACCCUGUAGAUUAUUAUUCUUCUUACACAAAAAAUUGCACUGGGAAAUUUACAAAAGAAGAAAUUAAAAAUAUUAGAGCAUUUUAUUAUGCUAUGUGUGCUGAGACAGACGCCAUGCUUGGUGAGAUUAUUUCAGCUCUUCGUCAGUUAGAACUUCUUCAGAAGACUGUCGUGAUCUAUACCUCAGACCAUGGAGAACUGGCCAUGGAACACCGUCAGUUUUAUAAAAUGAGUAUGUAUGAAGCGAGUGCCCAUGUUCCUCUCCUCAUGAUGGGUCCAGGAGUCAAGGCCAACCUACAAGUAUCAGAUCUGGUUUCUCUUGUGGAUAUUUAUCCGACUAUGCUUGAUAUUGCUGGAAUUCCUCUGCCUCAGAAUUUAAGUGGAUACUCUCUCUUGCCAUUAGCGGCAGAAACAUUUCAGAAUAAACUUGGCUUCAAAGACCUGCAUCCACCCUGGAUUCUGAGUGAAUUCCAUGGAUGCAAUGUGAACGCCUCCACCUUCAUGCUCCGAACUCACCAGUGGAAGUAUAUAGCCUACUCUGAUGGGGUUUCAGUAGCACCCCAACUCUUUGAUCUUUCUUCAGACCCAGAUGAACUAACAAACAUCGCUACAACAUUCCCAGAAAUUACUUAUUCUUUAGAUCAAAAGCUUCGCUCCAUUCUAGACUACCCCAAAGUUUCUGCUUCUGUUCACAAAUACAACAAAGAGCAGUUUGCCAACUGGAAACAAAGUGUAGGACAGAACUAUUCAAAUGUGAUCUCCAACCUUAGGUGGCAUCAGGACUGGCAGAAACAACCAAGGAAGUAUGAAAAUGCCAUCAAUCAGUGGCUUAAAACCCACACAAAUGAAAAACGUUCAUGGACAAAACAACGAUUAUCUAAAAGAACAUAGAAAUAAUGUUUAAAAAACAAGGUAAAUUGGCUCUCAGCCCCUGCCGGCUCUCAGGCACGCUGCAGGGUCCCAACACGUUGGCUUGAAUAAACCCUGUGUGUUUGCAGAAAGAGUUGUCUCGGU